GCCGUCGCCAUGUUGGUGAAUGAAAUUAGCUCCAAAACAUUGAAUAGCCGCUAGCAAUAUUGAUAUUUCUUUUUCUUGCGGAAUAACAUUUGUUACAGCAUGUGACUUAUUGUAAAUAUGAUUUAGGAUUUAUGAAACGUCUGCAGAAGUCCCGUUUCCUAUUAUUGUGUGCAGACAUAGAAGCAGUGUCACGCAAUGCAACAUGGAAGUGGAUCACAGAAUAUGCAACGACAGCUUCAGAGAUCCAAGUCUGUCAGUGGGGCUGAAGCAGAGGAGCAACAACAGCAGCAGCAGCCCACCAUGGCAGUUACACAGCAAGUGACAGUCAACCACCCUCAAUCUCCAGUGACCACAUUUUCCUCUGCUGCAAGCCCCUCAGCCCCCCAGUCACCCAAUUAUCAGAUCAUCAUGAGUCGUAGCCCAGUCACUGGCCAGAACAUGAACAUCACAUUACAAAAUGUGGGACAGAUGGUGGCUGGUAACCAGCAGAUCACCCUGACCCCACUUCCCAUCCAGAACCCAGCAUCCCCUGGAUUCCAGCAUACUACACCUCAGUGGAGGUUUGAGCAUGCUCCAUCCUCUUACAUCCAGGUCACCUCACCUGUGCCCCAGCCCAUGCAGCCCCAAAGUCCCACCCCACACAGCCCAGUCCCACUGCAGGGGGUGACAAGGCCAGGAGCACCUGCAACAACAUUGGGACAGAGUCCAACACGAUUUGUUGAAGCCGGUAUGAUAGUGCGGCAAAUCAGUUUAAGCAGUCCUUCAGUAAGUAGCCACUUUGUUUACCAGGAAGGGACGGGACUGGCCCAGAUUGCCCCGGCCACACCUGGCCAGAUACAGAUGGCCUCUCCGGGAGUACCAGGCUCUGUGAGGGAACGCCGACUCUCUCAGCCUCACUCGCAAACUGGAGGCACCAUCCACCACCUAGGACCUCAAAGUCCUGUGACCACCAGUACUGCUCUACCCACUCUGGGCAGUCCUGGUCACAUCACCACUUCCAACCUACCUCCACAGAUCAGCAGUAUCAUUCAAGGGCAGCUGGCACGCCCUAUGAUAUUUGAGAAGUCACAGCAAGGUUUGGUGGCUGGAGUAGGAACCACAGCCACAUCAUCAUUCAGUAUUGCCUCCUCUAUUACAACUUCUAGCACGUCCCUCACCAGUCCACACCAAGGGAUCUCCAACAAUCCUCUUGCACCCAACAGCAUGGCUUUGGCCACUCUGAAGAAACAGGUUCCCAAGAGGUUGGAGGAAAUUGCUCCUUCUACUCCAGAGAUUGCCCAGCUGAGAAAACUGUGCUUAGAGCACCACAGUAAGAAGAUGGAGAGCCUGAAGGAAGUGUUCAAAGAAUACCUGAUUGAGCUUUUUUUUCUGCAGCACCUCCAAGGGAACAUGAUGGACUAUGUUGCAUUUAAGAAGAAGCCCUGUGUUCCCUUAUAUACUUACUUGAGACAGAAUGACUUGGACCUUGAAGAUGAAGAGGAAGAAGAAGAACAAUCAGAGGUCAUUAAUGAUGAGGUUAAGGUUGGUACUGGAAAGGAUGGCCAAGCAGUGACACCAGUUGCCAUAGCAACACAGCUUCCUCCCAAUGUGUCUGCAGCUUUCUCAGUCCAGCAACCAUAUCAGGGACACCUAGGGACUCCUGGCACCAUGACAAACCCAGGGGACAUGGAUGCCUUUAAGAGGCAACAGGCUAUGGUGCAAGCAGAUCAGGCUAAGAGGUCCCGGAUUGACGUUGGUCGCCAUGGGCUGAUUUUCCAGCAUCCUGGUGUAGCUCUAGGAUCACCUGGCGUUCCACUCCAGCAGCUUAUGCCAACUGCGCAAGGCGGGAUGCCGCCUACUCCUCAAGCGAUCCAGAUUGCGGGACAGAAGCCAAACCAGCAACAAUAUGACCCAUCCCAGGGACCCCCAGUGCAGAACGCAGCCAGCCUGCACACCCCCCCUCCGCUGCUCCCCAGUCGGUUGCCCCAAGGCGCCCUUCCUAUGGCCGGCCUGUCCAUGACGCUCGCUCAGCAGGCUCAGUUAGUGGAGAACACCGCUCAGCCUGGUGGUCAUCUCCAGGCACAAGUGAAGAUGCAGACAGGUGGGCCUGUCAUGGCCACAAUAAACCCCCACACACAGCUCCAGGCCCAACUGCAGCAGCAGCUGCAGCCAGGUCUUCAUCUCCAGUUGCAGCCCCAGCAGCCACAAUCCCAGGCCAUUCUACAGUCAGGGCAAGCGACGGUUGCACUAGCUCGCCCUGGUACUGAAUCAAACCAGCCAGUUCAGAGGAUUAUGACCAACUCAAUUUCCAUGUCUCCUGCUCCACUCUCUGUUCCCAAUUCUGUUCCAACCUCACAUACUGCAAGUCCGCUUCGCCCUCUUGGCUCCAACAUCAACCCAAGCACCCAGUCCAAACUGACUGGAACCAAUGGUAUAUCAGCAGUCAAAAUUGGUGGCUUUAGUCAGAGUGCCGCCAUGCAGUCCUCACAGGAGGGUUCCCAAGAUAAACAAGUUGAGCAGGCCAAGCUGGAGAGUCAAGUGCAUCAGCGCAUUUCUGAGCUGAGGAAGGAGGGCCAGUGGUCAGCCAGUCGGCUCCCAAAGCUUGUGGAAGCCUCACGUCCAAAGUCCCAAUGGGACUAUCUCCUGGAAGAAAUGCAGUGGAUGGCAGCUGACUUUGCCCAGGAGAGGAGGUGGAAAGAGGCUGCUGCUAAGAAGCUUGUUCGCACGUGUUCCCGUUACCAUCAAGAGCAAAAGCAAAGUAAAGAGAGGUCAAAGAAGGAAAGGGAAAUUCACCUUCGUCACAUCGCUAGCACAAUCGCCCGUGAGGUGGAAUUCUUCUGGGCAAACAUUGAGCAGGUUGUAGAAAUUAAACUCCAGUUUGAAAUUUAUGAGAAGCGGCUCAAAGCACUCAGCUUACAAAAAGCCUCGGCCAAAGUAGCUGAUCAGUCGACAGGACUCAAAGCUGAUAAGGAGGAUGUUGUGACCUCAACUAAAAAAAGGAAAUCCAGUUUGUCCUUUGUCGAUGAACACGUCACAGAUGAAGAAAGCACCAUCGAGGAACAGGAGGCCAUGGAGGGGGAAGCCGAUCACAAAGCAGAGUUGGUUGACCUGGCUAAAGAUGCGGAGAUGCCUCUUGAUGCUUUAAAGAAGCAGUAUGCUGGCGCCUACGUUGGAAGCUUUGAGUGGCCUCAGCCGAGUGACGAGGACGAAGCGGUAGAGACUGAAGAAAUGGAGUGUCCUACAGGCAGCUCAGCUGAGGCGGUGCUGAUCGACUCCCUGCUUAGCGUGGACCAGUACCGUGGUGCUGAUAAAGCCACUUCCUCUGAUUCUGAUAAGAAGCCUGCUAGAGACAUCGCUGAGGUGGCUGCUGCCACAGAGCUCAUCCUGCCCAAGGGUAGCUUCAGGACCAAUUCUUCUACACGUAGCGCAGCUCCUAUUCUACUGCAUGGGCUACUGCGAGAGUAUCAACAAAUUGGUGUGGAUUGGUUGGUAAAUCUUCACAAGAAACACCUCAAUGGCAUCCUUGCUGAUGAGACCGGCCUCGGCAAGACUGUGCAGACAGUGGCGUACAUGGCGCAAUUAGCUGGUCAAGAGGGCAUCUGGGGACCGCACCUUAUUGUAGUAAGGACCUGCAAGUUGCUAAAUUGGGAGGUGGAGUUCAAGCGCUGGUGUCCUGGGUUGAAGAUCCUCUUGUACCUCGGCAACAGAAGGGAGCGUCGAUCUAAGAGAAAGUGGUGGGGGGAAGCCAACAGCUUCCAUGUUUGUGUGACGUCCUACAAGCUGCUGAUGAAAGACCAGAGCCAUUUUGUGAGGAGAAGGUGGAGGCACCUGGUCCUCGAUGAGGUGCAGCUCAUCAAACACAUGACUGAGAAGCACUGGGAAACUAUUUUUGCUCUCAGAAGUGAGCAGAGGAUUCUCCUCAUCAACACUCCUCUACAGAAUACCCUGAAGGAAUUGUGGACCAUGAUCCACUUCCUUUUGCCAGGAAUCACCAGGUCAUACUCAGACUUCCCUGUUAAGGCCGGUACCGACCAGAACCAGGACUACUGCCACAAACUGGUCAUUCGCCUGCACAGGAUGAUCCAGCCUUUCAUCCUGAGGCGCUCCAAAAGGGAUGUGGAGAAACAACUGCCCAAGAAGUACGAGCAUAUUCUGAAAUGCCGUCUCUCGACUCGACAGAAAAGCCUUUACGAAGAUAUCCUCACUCAACCAGGAUCUCAGGAGGCGUUGAAGACGGGUCACUUUGUCAGUGUGCUUCAAGUGUUGAUGCAGUUACAGCGAGUGUGUAACCACCCAGAGCUUGUGGCCCCUCGGGAGACCAGCAGCUCUUUCUUCUGCUCCUCUCUGCAAUACAACGUCCCAUCCCUGGUGCUGGGAGCUCUUCAGAGGGACUCGAGCAAAAUUGCAAACAUGUCCAUAUUUGAUCUGAUCAACAACGAGAACAGUCUGACUCGGUAUCAGACUGAAGAGGCGGUACCCAAACUAAAGAUCACCCAGCAGCUCAUAGAGGAGAUCCACUCCAGUCCAGAACCAUCCCCACGACCCAAACCAUGCCCAAUAAAACCCUUGAGACUGUUCCAGCCAGUGCAGUACGGAACAAAGCCAGAAGGCCGCCUGGCUGCUAUCACAAGUGUGGCGGCCCAGCGUCCUCCAACAAGCUCUCCCGCCACUACCACCUCUGUUUCUACCACCAACCAGUCGGCUCAGGCCAGGGGCAAGUCCCCUGUCACCACGGCAACCACUACAGCCACCUCUCACGGUGGAGAUGUGGUAAAGAUUGCCCAGCUGGCCAACAUAGCAGGCAGUCAGAAUCGCAUCUCCCAGCCAGAGACUCCCGUCACUCUGCAGUUUCAGGGAAACAAGUUCACUUUGUCCCCAAGCCAGCUCCGCCAGCUCACCACCGGACAGCCCCUGCAGCUCCAAGGUACACUCGGCAACAUCCUGCAGAUUGUGUCAGCUCCGGGGCAGCAGAUCAUCAGACCACAGGGACCCAUGGUAAUGCAAACAAUGCCACCAGCUGUCCCUGCCUCCAACGCCUCAGCUACACCUGCCACACCUCCUCCGACCCUGUCAACAGCCCAACAAGCAUUGGGUUUUACAACAAAUGCUGCAUCCGCCACCACCAAGCUCACACCUGUAACACAGGCUGGUUCUCAGGAGUCCUCAGAAGAAAAAACUCAGCAGCUCAAGGAACGCUUGUGCCGCCUUUUCGAGGCUAACGAGCGGCGCUGCAGCCGAAAAGUGCUGUACGGGUCGGACCUGCUGCAGGCUUGCACUCUGAGCACAGAGCCGGGUCACUCGGCCCUGACUGCUGGUGGCUGGAGGUGGGUGGGCAGAGAGAGCUGCCUCAGGGCCCAGAAAACCUGCGUGGCCACCACCUCUGCUCUGCAGUCCGCUCUGCUCUCUGUGGAGGACCGGCUGGAGACUGCCGAUAGCCUCAUCAAGAGGUUGGUGUGCGUGGUCCCUUCAGCUGAAGCCACACCUGCUCACCUGUAUGCAGUCAAUCCCUCGGUUCCCUACAGCCUGGAGCAGAAAUCCCUUCACCGCCGCCUGCAGGAAGCCUCUGCUCCGCUCAGUGCAGAAAUCCACUGUUUGGCCUCCAGUCAACUACUUCGCUUUUCUGACCUGCAGCUCAUGCAGAUUGACUCAGGUAAACUGGAGGCUCUUGCCAUUCUGCUGCAGAAGCUUCGGUCAGAGAGCCGCCGUGUCCUAAUUUUUACUCAGAUGGUGAAGAUGCUGGACAUCCUUGAGGCCUUCUUAGAUUACAGGCAACUCACUUAUGUGCGGGUCGAUGAAAGCUUCUCUCCCGACGAACGACAGGAGACAAUGAAGAAGUUCAACAGGAACAGGAAGGUGUUCUGCGGCAUCCUGACCAACCGCUGCUGCUCCGCAGUUGGGACUUUGUUUGAUGCGGACACCAUCAUCUUCUACGACACCGACCUCAAUCCCAGCAUGGACGCCCGCACCCAGGACUGGUGUGACAAGAUAGGACGGUCCAAGGAUAUACACAUAUACAGGUUGGAGAGUGGGAACUCCAUUGAAGAGAAGCUGCUGAAGAAUGGCACCAAGGACCUGAUCAGAGAGGUGGCGGCCCAGGGCACCGAUUACACCUUGGCUUUCCUCACGCAACGGACAAUACAGGAUCUAUUUGAGGUGGAGGCUGGCUCAGGCGAGAAGGUGGAGGAGUUUGUGGUUCUUCACCAGGAGCCAUCGGCCUCUGAGGCCAUCUCUCCCAGAGUUGCUCGACCCUACAUCCAGGCUCUUCACAGCAUAAACCUGGACGCCCAGCCCGAGCAGGAAGAGCAGCAGCCGGAUGAGGAGUCGGCAGUCAAGGAGUCAACCGAGGACGACCAAGAGCCAGAGAACCAAGCUAAAGAAGAGCCGGCUCAGAAAGAGGAGCUAAACGCAAUCAUGGAACAGCUCACACCAAUUGAAAGGUACGCCCUUCAUUACUUGGAGUUCCUCCACAUCAGUGAUGAUGAAACGGCUCUCAAGGAGCAGCUGGAGUGCUCUAAGAGAGGCUGGGAGCUGCAGCAUCUGCAGAAGCUAAAGGAGGAGGAGAAGGAGGAGCGGCAGAUAAUGGAGGGAGAUGAAGAUCUCUUCACCUACACCAGAGAGGAUGCCUACAACAUGGAGUAUGUAUUUGAUGCAGAGGACGGCCAUACAGAAAUCAUGCCGCUUUGGACUCCACCGACCCCACCACAGGAUGAUAAUGACAUUUACAUUGACUCUGUGAUGAUGCUCAUGUAUGACACCACACCCAUGCCCGAGUCCAAGCUGCCUCCUAUCUACAUCCGCAAGGAGCACAAAAGACUCAAGAUGGACCCCUCAGCAGCAGCCAGAAAGAAGAAGAAGGGCCACGGGGAGACGGUCAUUCCCCCGCGCUCCCUUUUUGAAAAGGCCAGCAUGCUGAAAGUUCGCCGGGAGGGAAAGGACCAGAAAAAGAACUUUUCCCUGAAGCAGCAGGCGCCCUUUGCCAAACCUCUCCCCUCGCUGGUUAAACCUGCCAUGGAGGCGGGACCGGACAACCCCGAGUGGCUUAUCAGUGAGGACUGGGCUCUGCUUCAGGCUGUGAAGCAGCUGCUGGAGUUGCCGCUGAACCUGACCAUCGUCUCCCCUGCACACACUCCGAAUUGGGAUCUGGUGAGCGAUGUGGUGAACUCCUGCAGCCGCAUCUACCGCUCGCCUAAACAGUGUCGCAACCGCUACGAGAACGUCAUCAUUCCCAGAGAGGAGGGCAAGUUGAUGUAUGAGGCUAACCCCAAGAAGAAAACCAAGAGCAUCUACAAGUCCAAGAACAGCCGACCUCUAAGGACCUGUCAGAUCUACACACAGGAUGACAAUGCCACUCACAUCCAACUCUACAACAGCCGCUUUGAACUCAUGAAGAUCAUUGCCAGCAAGAGGAGCCCGCCAAUCAAACCGUUGCUUGGCAUGAAUGCGUUCCAGAAGAAUCCCAAACAUGCCUCGGUUUUAGCAGAAAGUGGUAUAAGCUACGAUAAACCGCUACCUCCAAUUCAAGUGGCCUCCCAACGCGCUGAAAGGAUUGCAAAGGAGAAAAAGGCCCUCGCAGAGCAGCAGAAGGCUCAGCAGUUGGCCCAGCAGCAGGCUGGAGCGACCCCCGCCCAGGCCGCCCCCGGACAGGCGCAGACUCCUGUGGCCGGCCAGGCUCAGGUCCCUCAGGCCGCCGCCGUGGUGCCUAAUGCGGCAGUUCUGGCUGGAGCCAUAAAAAAUGCCACAGUCGCUACAACCCUUCAGGCUGCGACUGCAGGGGGGAUUGUGAACACAGCAGCUGGAGUUCCUCCAAGCCCCUUCCAGGCCAACAAACGGCUGGCAUCUCCGGUCAUCCCAGGCACUUUGUCUCCCGCUGGUGUGGCUGGGGCCCAAGUGGUCCACGCACAACAGAGGGCUGUAGCGGCCGCCACCUCCCCAGCCGAGGUGGUCGCCAUAGCUACGGGUCAGGGUGUCCGAGCCGUGACCCAAGUGACGGCGUCCGCAGUGGUUUCCACCUCUCUGAGCCCGGUGCAGUCGCAGCCUCGUCCCCUGGUCGCUCAGGUUGCAGCAGCCACAGGAAUGCUGUCGCAAGGAAAGACUCUCCCACCCCACCUGCAGAUGCUCCGACAGCAGCAGCUGCAGCAGCACCAACAGCAGCAGCAGGCUGCGUCCCCACAGAUCAAAACUGUAGGCAAACCACAGGAGUUGUUGAAAAUGCACAAGCAUAAAUUGCAGCAGCAGCAGCAGCAAGUGGCUGCAGCCGUAGCAGCAGCCCAGGGCCAACAGGCUGCAGGGGCUCUGCAGGCCCAGGUGCAGCCCGCACAGGCUGCCCAAGCCAAUCCCCAGCUCGCAGCUGUGGCCGCACCCAGACCCGGAGCCGUGCUGACCGGCACCACUGUUGCCAACCUGCAGGUGGCCCGACUGACUCGAGUGCCAACCCAGGGCCAGAUCCAGGGCCAGGCAGGACAGACGGCUCAGGUGACCCUCACCAAGCCUCCUGUGGUCUCUGUGCCCGCUGUGGUGUCAUCAGCUGGUGUCACCACUCUGCCAGUCACAGUGGCUGGCAUCAGUGUGGCUAUUGGUCAGCCCCAGAAACCAGGUGGGCCUGUCCUGACGCAGUCAUUCCCACAGAUGCACGUCCAACAGCUGCUUCAGAUGAAGAAACAGCAACAGCAGCAGGCGGCCGCCGCCCAGCAGAAAGCAGGUCAGCCGCAGCAGGGACAGGCCACUGUGCAGCAGAAGAUCGGCACCCAGCAGGUCACAGUGCAAGCGGCACAGCCCGCCCAGCAGAAGGUGACCUAUGCCACCGCAACACAGCUCCAACCAGGGAUCAAGACCCAGUUCUUCACUACGUCCAUCUCCCAGGCCCAGAAACCCGCUGGAGCCCAACAAAUCCAGGUGGCUAAGCUCCCACAAAUAGUGCAGCAGCAAACCAGCGUGGCCAAUAUUCCACAGAUCGUGUCUUCUGCUCAGCAGAUCCAGGCUCAGACCGUGACUCUGACCCAGGCGGCGCCAUCCGCGCCUUCUCAGAUGCAGAUGAUCCCCGCGGGCACGGCGGCGGCGGCCCAGGUGGUCCAGCAGAAGAUCCUCCAGCAGCAGGUGGUGACCGCCGCCACCUCCCCCAAAAUCCAGACGCCUCCUCCCCACAGCCCCGCCCAGCAGCCCGCCGCACCUUCCUCCGCGGAGGCCCCGGCGCAGCAGGCCACUCACACCCAGCAGCCCGCUAAGGGUCAAGCUCGCCAGGGCGCCAUCAGGGCCAAAACCCCCGCCAAGCCGGGCGGGGGAAGCAGCUAAGAGAAGCACCCCGGUGAAACAUGGGUGGGGUUUUUUUUUUUUUUUUUUUUAAGCAGAUGUGACUGUACGGAGUUUGUGCCGCAGCCUUGGAUUCAACAGCAGCUCAGGCCAGAGAGAGACUUUGCGUCGCCUUGUUAGUCACAUCAAACCGUUACCUGUACCCGAAAACUAACUGAUUAAAAUUUCAACAUAAUAAUAAUAAUUAUUAAUAUUAUUAUUAUUGCUCAUACCUAAACACAACCCCAGCACUGCUGCCCAUAAUUCAUGUCGGAUCCAUAAUGUUGCCGUACUGAGACAACAUUGUUUCUUCUAUCUGUCCUAAAAUGUGGAUAUUUUUUGACGUUGCCACAACUUCCCCAUGACUACUGCCCUGAAAACAGUCACGCCUUCAAAUGAUCAUAUUAUAAGUUGAGAUAUCUGAGGCUUAUGGGUGAUUUUGCAUUAUGAAAGCUGUCCAUUAGAAUAAGUGUAUUCAUAAAUAGUCCCUUUUAUGUCUAAUUCCCUCUUUGUCUAUAGAUACUGAAUGGAGAAUAAUGCACGUUCCUUUAGGCCUUUGUUUUUUUUAUUGCAGCAAAACACUGUAAACAUGUACUUUAGUAUUUUGUGUUUUCUCAUAAAUUGUCUUUUUUUUAUUGAUGUCAACAAAAAAACUGUAUAUAUUGAUGAAAAACAUUUGUACUUGUAAAGUAGUUGUGUUUUCAUUGGGUUUUUUCAGCCUAAUUGUAAUAAAGUGUUUUGUUUUUAUACACAAAUUCAUCUUUUUUCCUUACAUUAUUUUCAUUAAAUCCGUUGUAACUA
Molecule: messenger RNA, 10065 nt
Organism: Pungitius pungitius (ninespine stickleback)
Lineage: Eukaryota; Metazoa; Chordata; Actinopteri; Perciformes; Gasterosteidae
Gene: ep400
Product: E1A binding protein p400
Exons: 53
Coding region: 196-9267 (3023 amino acids)
Biological process (GO): DNA repair
Cellular component (GO): NuA4 histone acetyltransferase complex; Swr1 complex
Molecular function (GO): ATP-dependent chromatin remodeler activity; ATP binding; chromatin binding
Source: RefSeq, a predicted model, not a curated record